CACAACGCUGCUGCAACACCGCAAAAGGCAGCUUGGUCCCUAAGAUUCUUCGAGAACGAUCAGCAAAAAGGUUCUGCGCGAACCAGGCUCAGACUCUUGCGGUAUUGGUGCGAGGAUAGUUCGUUCUGGUCGGCUCCUCCUGUCGAAAACUCCGCCGCCCGCCGUAUGUUCAUCCUAGAUUUAGACCACGGUGGAAUGGUGCUUGGAAAGUUUUCUGAUAUCUGGCUGUCCCUGAAGAGACGACUGCAGCACAGCUCUCUGCAUGUUCCUUGAGCGGCAACUCUCCCCAGAAACCCGCCCGACUGGGGAGAGCCCGAUCCGAGGAGAACUCCGCCCGAUCAAGCUGCCAACGGCUUAACAGCUUAACUAUAAGCCUUCCAACGAUGGCAGCUCCGUCACACAACCCAUUCCCACGUUCCCCCAAUCCAUCCACGAGGUCGUAUGACUCUUCUUCGGUCUCUUCGGCAACUUCUCCUCGCCCACAAGUCCAACAGCUUCUAGGAAACUUAAUGGGCUCAAACGUGAGGUCGAAUACCGCCCAAACUCCACAGCCCAUAGGCAUUCCGCCAUUGCCUCCAGCUACCCAGACAGGCUUUCAACCCUACACGCCGGUAACGGCGACCUCAGUGAUGGGUCGAGACUCGUUACCCCCAGCCGAGUCGGUCGCGAGUACUCCGGGACUUUCUAGCGCCCAGCUGUCGGCAAACGUAUCAGCACAGAAGCGCGCCUACCGCCAGAGGAGGAAGGAUCCAAGCUGCGACGCCUGUCGGGAGAGAAAGGUCAAGUGUGACGCCACAGAAACAACGAGUUGUUCAGAAUGCUCCAGCCGCAAUGUCAAAUGCCAAUUUACAAAGGAGACCAACCGGCGCAUGUCGUCUAUCAAACAAGUGCAAGACCUCGAGAAACAGAUAGAAAGAGUGCGGAGGGAGAAUAGUAAUCUAAGGCGCACGUUGGCUGAAAGGGGUGAGCAUAUGGAUGUUGAUGCUGAAAAUGUUGAGCAAAUACCCCAGCAGUUUCUUCCGGACUUGAACUCUGAACCAAGAAGACGGAGGAGAGCAGCACCUCCCAUACAAGAUCCAUCCCGAGCGAGGGUAGCUCUCCGAAACUUCUCGAAGGGCGUCCUAAAGCCGCCGCCCCCAUAUCGACAGCCGCCGACGGUCACUGUCACGUUCGACCAUCCCAGACCACUACUACCUCCUAAAGUCACUGUAGACAAGCUCCUUCAUACUUAUUACGGGGCCGCACAUAUUAUGAUGCCAAUUCUACAUUGGCCGACGUUGCAACAUCAGGUAGAGGAGCUCUAUCAAAAUACCACUAACAUACAACGGGUUCCCAUAUCCUGGCAUUCUAUGUUCUUUUCUGUGUUGGCAGUCGGAAGCCUAUUUAGCAACGACCCGUAUCCGGACCGGACGCUGCGCGCAGGCGAAUUUUUAGAGGCAUCACGAAGCUUGGUAGAUCCUUGGAAUGAUGACUUUGACCUCGACAACGUCCGGACUUCGUUCCUUAUCUCGCUUGCGUUAAACGAACUGAACUUGAAGUCUGCGGCUUGGACUUGGCUGGGUAGUGCCGUGCGAAGUGCGCAAGACCUCGACCUCCACCUAGAAGUGCUUGGGGUGCGUUCCAGAGUAGAGGCGGAUAUGAGGCGGCGGGUUUGGUGGGCAAUAUACACGCUCGAUCGAAUGCUGUCCAUGGACCUCGGGCGCCCUUUCAUGAUAAACGAUGCCGAUUGCGACGUGGCGCUCCCCGAGCCGUUUGACGAUCAUUUCCUCCAUACCGAGGGUCCCGUGCACCCCCCAAAUGCCAUCCCCCUAACUCACUUCCUACACAGUAUUAUCAAUGUAGUUCGGUCCUUUUCCGCCAUAAGGGAAGCCUUCGCCAGUGCCGUAAUUGAGCCGGCGCGGCUCGCGACAUUUGACAGCCACUUCGUCGCUUGUCAGAAGAUGUUUCCGGAAUCAUGCGAAGCAAAUAAUGCCUCUCUAGUCGCUCCUCACGUACUAAUGCCGCUUGCGUACCUCCUUAGUAUUCGUUUACUUGUACACCGCCAUAAUCUCGCCCCCGGAUGCCCUAUAGAAGCUCGAAGCGACGCAAUUCAGCAGUGUAAAGUCACUGCGAUAGAAACGGCGAACUUGAUUGCUAGGAUCAACUCGACGCUUGCAGAUACCGCCACGAGUCUCCUAGUAACUCACAUAUUUCGCUCUACGCUAUUUCUACUCUUCACGGGCUAUUAUGAACUCGCAUCUACAUGUCUAAGAGCUCUCAAGUCGAUUGACGCGCGACGAGACGUCGCCAUUCCCUGUGGUCGCUUUUUAUCUUUCUUCAUACAGGUACUAGAGGCUAAGCAACGCGAAUUAUUAUCCGUUCUCUCGCGUUCAACUACGCCUAAUUACCCUCCUCAAGCGGCUAUACCUAAUCCUAGGGCCGUCCAAGAUACGCUUUUAAAAGACGAGGAGCUUCUCAUAUACGUAAGCAUGGAUAUGCAGGCCAGCACAGAAACGGCCUGGGUCUGGUUCGGUGCGGAGCGCGAGGUGCCGUUGACAAUGCCUGCAUCAACGGUUGGAGGUGGUCUAACCCAUCCGGAUAGGCGAACUGGUCUAAAUGCCAAAGAGAGGGAGGAUUGGGGAGGAUGGGAUAACCUAAUAGAGCUUAUUAGAGGUCUUUCUUCCGGGGCCGCGAGCCCUGCUACUUAUCCGCCUCGAGCACAGACGCUUCCGCCCAUUAAGGUGGAGCAAGGAGCGAAUAUACCAGGAAAUAUGCUCGGAAGUGGUACGGUUGAAAUCGGCAGCAGUAGAAAUAGCCCAACUGCUGGAACAGCGUCGGGGAGUCGCAGUACGGAGAGAAUAAGCAUUGCAAACAUAAUCUAACAACAGCCAAGAUGCUUCCAGCUUGUUCUAACAGGCUAAGAAAAUAAAUUCUAAAAGCGGAGGAGAAUAGCCGCCGGACGAUACCCGACGAGGUUACGAAUUUGACGAACGAACGAACAAAUACUCUUUUUAUCCUUCGGAACAGGAGUAUUCUUUAAAAGUUCCGCGACGCAUUUGUACGACUGUAUUUAUAUACCAUUCUUAGCAUCACUACGGUAAUACCCUUUUUUUUCGACAAGGUGCUAGUAGACAUGUGUUAGGGGGGAGGUUGGG
Molecule: messenger RNA, 3134 nt
Organism: Daldinia caldariorum
Lineage: Eukaryota; Fungi; Ascomycota; Sordariomycetes; Xylariales; Hypoxylaceae
Product: fungal-specific transcription factor domain-containing protein
Exons: 2
Coding region: 384-2861 (825 amino acids)
Biological process (GO): regulation of DNA-templated transcription; DNA-templated transcription
Cellular component (GO): nucleus
Molecular function (GO): zinc ion binding; DNA binding; DNA-binding transcription factor activity, RNA polymerase II-specific
Source: RefSeq, a predicted model, not a curated record